Synchiropus splendidus (mandarinfish) is the source of this 5909-nucleotide messenger RNA. RefSeq names its product fer-1 like family member 6 (gene fer1l6). The transcript has 45 exons. Gene Ontology annotation, biological process: plasma membrane organization. The record is from RefSeq and is a predicted model, not a curated record. Gene Ontology annotation, cellular component: membrane. The coding region runs from base 98 to 5632 and encodes 1844 amino acids. Lineage: Eukaryota; Metazoa; Chordata; Actinopteri; Syngnathiformes; Callionymidae.
CCUCUCUGCAUCACUGUGGACUCUCUGAGUCAUCGCAUGUAGACGGAGAGGUGAAGCAAACGCCGGUGGAGCCGAGCAGUGAGCGCCGUCUGCCACGAUGGACCCCGCAUUCCGGAAGGCCAAGAUCGUGCUCGGUCUGAAGCUGAAGAGGAAGAAGAAAGGGAAACAGGGCCUGGUGCUGGAGAACGCAGGAGCUCGAGAAACAGAUCCAGAGGUUCCACGUGAAGUUGUGCCGCUGCUGAAAGGCGACUCCCUGGAGGGUCCUCAGGAGAGCGCGGCAGAAGAGUCCCCAGUCGUCCCAAACACGAGGAGGUCCAAACUGAAAACCUGCAUCCAGGCAGAUGAACCGAAACCACAAAGUUUUCAAAUCGCCAUCAACAUCACGGAGGCGAGGCAGCUGGUGGGCGAGAACAUCGACCCGAGUGUCGUCAUCGAGAUCGGGGACGAGAAGAAGCAGACGUCCGUCAAAGAAGGAACCAAUGCUCCGUUUUAUAAUGAGUAUUUUGUUUUUGACUUCUUUGCCAUCAAAGAGCUGUUCUUCGACAAAGUUAUCAAACUGACGGUGAUCCACUCCAAGAUACUGAAGAGUUACACCAUCGGCUCCUUCAAGCUGGACGUCUGGACUGUCUACAGACAGCCUGGUCGGCAGUUUGUGAAUAAGUGGGCCAUGCUGACCAACCCGGCCGACAUCAGCACCGGCAUCAAAGGUUACGUCAAGUGUGACAUCUCAGUGACGGCGAAGGGCGACGCCGUGCAACCGGGCGCAAAGACUCAUGACUCUGAGGAGCAGAUCGACAAGAACCUGCUGAUACCGGAGGGGUUUCCCUCCGAGCGGCCCUGGGCUCGGUUCUCAGUGAAGGUGUACAAGGCCGAGAGUCUGCCCCGCAACAACUCCGGCCUCAUGGCCAAUGUCACCAAAGCAUUCAUCGGUGACAACACGGCGCUCGUGGACCCGUACGUAGUGGUCAGCUUCUUCAAACAAGUGGGUCGCACAUCCACGCAGAAGUCCAGCGCAGAUCCAGUGUGGAACGAACAGAUUGUCUUCACCGAGAUGUUUCCUCCUCUGUGCCGGCGCCUAAAGAUCCAAGUUUGGGAUGAGGGCAGCAUGAACGAUGUUGCCAUAGGGACUCACUACAUUGACCUGAAAUGCAUCUCCAAUGAACAAGAUGGAGACAAGGGUUUUUUGCCGACCUUCGGCCCAGCCUGGAUCAACCUUUAUGGUUCCUCCAGGAACGCUUCUCUGGGCGACGAUACAGCUGAGCUGAACGAAGGAAUCAGACGAGGCGUCUCCUACAGGGGUCGACUCUUCAUUGAGCUGUCGGUAGAAAUCAUGUCUGGAGGAGGGACCGCCUCAGUGUCCAAAGCGAGCCCCUUGAUGAAAAGUGCAAAGGACAAACCAGGGAAACCUGGUGGGAAGGACGGUAAAGCUCCAGCUGGAGGAGCCGGAGGAUCAGCAGGAGGAAGUCCAGAUGACGACAAAGGAAAAGGAGUCGUAGCCCCAGAGGUUCUGCCUGUGGAGCCUUCCUCGGUGGCCACGAGCAACAACAUAACAAGCUACCUGCUGUUCGGUGCCCUGUUUGAAGCCACGAUGAUUGACAGAAAGAUCGGGGACAAACCCAUCAGCUUCGAGUUCUCAAUCGGUAACUAUGGUAACGUGCACGAGCCCACGGGUCAGCAGACCAACUUGCCUGUGACUAGUCCGGCCAUCAGGAGGAAAGUCCUGGAUGUAACGGACUCCGAUGACGGUCUCUCUCCCAAUCUGUCGCCGUCCAACCCAUCCUCCCCGCUUUUGAGCAGAGAGACUGGUGACACUAGCUGGACCUCCAAGUCGACUACGCCUCCCGAGAGACCUGUCACCGUUAGCGGGAACAGGUACUUCAUGUAUUUGCCACUGGAGAAGCAAAAGCCCUGCAUCAGCAUUUUGAGUCAGUGGGAAGACCGAACCUACCGACUGCAUACGGCCAACAUGCUGGAGGACAUUGCCUCUCUGCUGGAAGAGAGUAUAGCAAAGGCAGAGGAGCUGAACCAGAAGGGAGAACCAGGCGCCGAGGAGAUGAUCAAGAGGGCCAUCAAGGAAUUCACCGCUGACGCCAAGCUCAUCAUUGAGGAAGCAGAGGAAGAGCUGAGGGCCCAGCAGAAGUCCACUUACAUGACGCAGCUGGACAAGAAACGCAUCAUCAUGUGCAAACAAGAACUGGAGAGCUUGAUUGAGGAAGGGCACACUCUGAUGACCAGGAAGAGAAAAGCUGCUGCCAUGAAGAAAAUGAUGCAGGAGGCCAGGAAACUCACGCAAAAGCUCCGCUUCUUGGUGGAGGAGCCCCAGCACACCAUCCCCGACGUCUUUGUGUGGCUGCUGAGCAACAACAAGCGCAUCGCUCACGCUCGCAUCCGGGCCCGGGACCUGCUCUACUGUGAGAACGAGGAGGCCAGAGGGGUCCACUGCGGGAAGGUCAUGACACUUUUCUUGAGGCCUUCAGGGAAGCGCAGCUCCGGUUUGGCUGUGCAGGCGGUGGUGGACGCCUUCCUGUGGUUGGGCACUUGUGAAGAUGCCAUACACGUGCUGGACGACCUGCCUCCCGGCUUCACGCCCACCACUGCAGGGGGCGACCCCAACAAUCCCCCCACUCACCUGGUCUGCGCAGAGCAACGGCAGUUCCAGCUCCGGUGUCACAUGUACCAGGCCCGUGGUCUGAUUGCAGCCGACGCCAGCGGUCUGUCGGACCCCUUUGCGCGGGUCACUUUCUUAUCUCAUAGUCUGACCACAAACAUCAUUAACCAGACGCUCAGCCCAACGUGGAACCAGUGUUUGUCCAUGAGUCGGAUCUGCAUCAGCGGCGAUCCGCAGUUCAUCAAGGAAGAGCCUCCACGAAUCCUCAUCGAAGUUUACGACGAUGAUGCUCUGGGUAAGUCAGAGUACCUGGGCUCCACAGUGACGAUCCCGGAGGUGGUGCUGAGCUCCGAGUCAUAUCGUCCUCCAACACUCAAGUACAGUCCGCUACACCUCGGCAGCCAGUCAGGCGGAGACUUGCUGGCUGCUUUUGAGCUGGUGGAGGUUCCAAAAUCCGGGCAGCAGAUUUUGCCUCCGUUAGAGCCGAGAGAUGGAGGAAUCUAUGCAGUCCCGAGAAACAUCCGGCCAGUCCUGAGCACCUACAGACUCGAGGUUUUGUUCUGGGGACUCAGAGAACUGAAGAAGGUCCAGCUGCUCACGGUCGAUCGACCUCAGGUGUUUAUCGAGUGUGCAGGCAAAACGCUCCGCUCGUCCGUCAUCCAGAAGUACAAGUCCAAUCCCAACUUCCCGACGCUGGUCGACACCAUCGAGCUGGAGCUGCCAGAGAACGAGCACCUCCAUCCUCCACUCAGCAUCACGGUGGUGGACUGGCGGGCCUUCGGUCGCAGCACGCUGGUUGGCAAUCACAUACUGAACAACCUGAAGGGCUUCAAGUACACGCCACCGCCGCCUCUUCCUCAAUCGCUGAAGCCCAAGCCGACAGCUACUGUGCCACCUGUGAAAGAGGAGCAGCUCAAAGUGGCAGGCACGUCUCAGCAAGCAGGAACAAGUCAGGAUUUCCUGGUCACUGUGGACCCUGACCCUGCCCCCGACCCCCUUGCUCCACGUCAAAAAUCAGACACUGAAGGCAGAAAGUCCAAGCAUUCGAAGAGGGAACAUUCCCGCUCCACCAAGAGGAGACGGCGGACCAUCGUGGAUGAGUCAGCAGAGUGCGUCAUCGACUGGUGGUCAAAGUACUACGCAUCAGUGGAGAAACAGAAGACCAAACUGACAGAGGAACCGUCCUCCGAUGAUAAAGUCCGCAGCUCAUCUGAUGUAGAUAAGAAGAAGAAAAGCAAGAAGAUAAUCCCGGCGGCGACCCUGCCUCAGCUGCCCAAACUGGCCACGUUGCAGCUGUACAACAAAGAGCUGGAGGCUGAGUUUUCUCCCUUCGAUGACUGGGUCAGCACGUAUGAGCUUUUCAGGGGGAGAGCCAACGACCAAGACCACGGGGCGGCAGAGAGAUUUGUCGGAAAGUUUAAGGGUCGCUUCUGCCUCUACAAGCUGAGCGACGAACGGAAGUGGACUCAUGACCGGGUGCUGGGCAGCUACAGGGUCAGCCGCGGGAUCCCCUCCAACACGCCAAUGCAAGUUCUGCUCCGAAUUUACAUAGUUUCGGCCACCAACCUCCACCCGGCUGACCCAGACGGGAAGGCGGAUCCUUACAUAGUGAUACGAGUAGGCAAGAAUGAAAUCAAGGACAGAGACAACUACAUCCCCAAACAGCUCAACCCAGUUUUUGGAAGGUCCUUUGAGAUGCAAGUGACGUUCCCCAAAGAAUCUCUGCUGACCUUGCUGAUCUAUGAUUUCGACUUGGUGGGGGGCGACGACCUGAUCGGAGAGACUCGCAUUGACCUGGAGAACCGGUUCUACAGCCGCCACAGGGCCACGUGUGGACUGCCGACCGAGUACAGCCUCGAGGGCUACAACGCCUGGAGAGAUUGUCUGAAGCCGUCUGAGCUGCUGGCCAAGCUCUGCAAGGACAACAACCUGGACCCACCGGACUUCAGCCCAGGGAGGAUCACCGUGGCCGACAAGGUCUUCACGGGCAAGACGCUCUUCAUGAACGAAGACCAGCCAGUGGAGUCGUACGAGCAGCUGUCUCUGAAGAUCCUCCACCGCUGGUCUGAGAUACCUGUUGUGGGCUGCAAACUAGUGCCGGAACACAUCGAGACCCGAACUCUUUUCAACAAGACACGUCCCGGGAUGGACCAGGGUCAAGUUCAGAUGUGGGUGGAGAUGUUUCCCAUGGACCUUCCUCUGCCUGGACCUGCAGCGGACAUCUCGCCCAGGAAACCGAAAGGGUACGAGCUCCGGAUCAUCAUCUGGAACACGGAGGAUGUGAUUCUGGAGGACACCAGCAUCCUGACCAACCAGCCCUACAGUGACAUCUACGUCAAAGGGUGGUUGAAAGGUCUGGAGGACGACCGGCAGGAGACAGAUGUCCACCACAAUUCCCUGACUGGAGAAGGGAACUUCAACUGGCGCUUCGUCUUCCCCUUCUUCUACCUCCCUGCUGAGAAGGUGGUGGUGGUCACCAAGAGGGAGAGCAUCUUCUGUCUAGACAAGUCGGAGCAGAAGCUUCCAGCCAUCCUCAUGCUACAGGUGUGGGACUACGACACUCUGUCUGCUGACGACUUCCUGGGCACGGUGGAGCUGGACCUUCACAGUUUCCCACGAGGAGCUAAAACAGUGAAGUUCUGUAACCCUGAGAUGUUCACCGACGGCACAGAGAGAAUCUCCAUCUUCCAGCAGAAGAGAGCCAGAGGAUGGUGGCCCUUCGUCAAGUCUGGAGAGCUGACGGGGAAAGUGGAAGCAGAGUUCCAUCUGGUGACAGCCGAGGAAGCAGAGAAGCAACCUGUGGGAAGAGCACGGAAAGAGCCCGAGCCGCUGCCCCCACCAAAUCGCCCGGACACCUCCUUCUCCUGGUUCACAAACCCCUUGAAGUGUUUCCUAAACCUGCUGUGGAAGAACUACAAGAAGUACAUCAUCAUCGGUCUGCUGCUGCUCAUCACAGCGCUCUUCCUGGUUCUACUCUUCUACACACUGCCCGGCGCCAUCUCUCAGAAGAUGGUCAGCGGGUAACACACACACCACCAGGAGUCACGCUUAUAUAAAACAAGAUAAGAUGCAAUACUCCUUUAUUUGUCCCAAGAUGGGGACAUAAUAUUUAUCAGCAUUGAAUUUGCUUUUAAUUCUGACAAGACUGAGCAGCCAAGAGUCCUCACAACAACAUAGUCUUGCACAACUUUGUCACAUUUUCUUGUCUAUUUAUGCAAAGAAAAACUGUCCUGUCUCUCUGUUGUAUGUUUAAUAUUAUCAGAAAUAUUUACACAUUGUUGUUUGUAACGUGAGUUCAAUA